Messenger RNA from Hyalella azteca, 1881 nucleotides. RefSeq names its product malonate--CoA ligase ACSF3, mitochondrial (gene Acsf3). The record is from RefSeq and is a predicted model, not a curated record. Gene Ontology annotation, molecular function: medium-chain fatty acid-CoA ligase activity. NCBI's taxonomy places the organism in Eukaryota, Metazoa, Arthropoda, Malacostraca, Amphipoda, Hyalellidae. The transcript has 10 exons. Bases 1 to 1461 code for a protein of 486 amino acids. Gene Ontology annotation, biological process: fatty acid metabolic process.
AUGACAGGGUACGUGGGCACCCCGCUGCCGGGGGUGAGGGUGCGCAUCGUGUCAGGAGGACGCGUGCUGUGCGAGGGCGACGAGGCGGCUAGCGUCGUCACGCCGGGCGCCGAGGCUGUGCCGCUAUGCCCCCAACACCCGCAGCUACAGCUGCAGUACUUCCUGCAGGACAGCUGUGCUGCAGCCGUCCUCUGCUGCCCUUCUCUGCAGCAACUGCUGCCUGACAUCCCCAACAUACAGACGGUCGUCUUAAGCGACACGUCGCGAUGUGACAUCGCCGGCCAGCCCCACCAGGAGUCCUGUACCAGGUCCUCUUUUGGACGCGUGCCCGCGGACCGCAGCGCCCUCAUCCUCUACACGAGUGGCACCACAGGCGACCCCAAAGGCGUAGUGCUGACUCACGGCAACCUGAGGGCUCAGAUGGAGUCGCUGGUGGCUGCGUGGCAGUACCAUCACAGCGAUGUGGUACUGCACUGUCUCCCUCUGCACCACACUCACGGCAUCAUCAACGCACUCCUCACACCCCUCCUCGUGGGGGCAAGGGUGGUAAUGACGACCUUCCGGCCUUGUCACGUGUGGUCGCUGUUGCUGGGUGGUGACGACGCAGAGCACGACGCCGGUGACGUGGUGGCAUCACAUGACAGUGCCGUGAACGUGUUCAUGGCCGUGCCCACGAUGUACGCGAAGCUGCUCGCUCACUACAGACAAAACUAUGCGCAGUCGCAGCACAAGCGCACGUAUGUGCGUGCCACGUGCGUCCAGAACUUCAGGCUGAUGGUGAGUGGCUCGGCGGCACUGCCGGAGUCGCUGCUGGAGGAGUGGCAGCGCGCCACGGGAGUGACACUCCUCGAGCGAUACGGCAUGACGGAGAUCGGCAUGGCCCUCACCAACCCCCUGGUGGGAACACGGAGGCCUGGGUACGUGGGCACCCCGCUGCCGGGGGUGAGGGUGCGCAUCGUGUCAGGAGGCCGCGUGCUGUGCGAGGGCGACGAGACGGCUAGCGUCGUCACGCCGGGCGCCGAGGGCAUGGUGCUGGCUUCAUCAUUUUCUUUCUUAAAUAAAUCUGUCAUAAUAUCUCAGGCAAAAAGGGGUGACACGGCCGUGUACCAAGAUGGCGCCUACAAGAUCCUGGGUCGCACGAGCGUCGACAUCAUCAAGAGCGGCGGCUUCAAGGUGUCGGCGCUGGGCGUCGAGCGCGUCUUGCUGAUGCAUCCUGACGUGGCUGACGUUGCUGUCGUGGGUGCCCCCGACCCAACGUGGGGGCAGAAAAUCUGCGCGGUGUUGGUACGGACGGGAGCGUCGCCCCUAGACACGGCGCUCCUGAAAAAGUGGCUGAAGGAGAGGCUUCCCGCGUACCAGGUUCCUGUCAAAUACGUCAUCCUCGAGGAGCUGCCGCGCAACAACAUGGGCAAGGUCAACAAGAAGAAACUGCUUCAGGAAAUCUUACCAUUGUUGAAAUGAACCGUGCUUUUUAUGAGUUAAUUCUCUAUAAAUUCUGCUACUCUACUUCUAAAUCUACUCUAUCAAAUAUAUUUUACUCUGCAGCUGCGUUACAGCUUUCUAACUUCUUUAAAAUUUUGUUAUAUGGACUUAGAAUUAGGUUUUUCUAAGCUAGCGUCCUCGAGGUAGUUUUAUUGCAUCCUAGACUAGCGUCCUCGAGGUGUUGCUCAUGUAUAAUUCACACGCCGCAGUCAAAAGAAAGUCUUUCAUAUUUACUUACGAACAGAAAGUGCUGAGAACAUGAAUUACGUUUAUCUGCAUUAGAAGUGAAUAUGCAUAUAGUAAAUUCUUAUAUUGACUACAGUAACUGCACUAAGAUUACAAUGUACGUAAUGUUAGUACUAAUUGUAUAAUCAAAUUAUAUUUGCUAUGAAAUUUCCA